AUGACGACCGACUUGCCGCCAAAAGGCGAUGAGAGUGUGGCUGGUGCCACGCGGCAGCCCGACAAAAUCGCCGACCAUGACCUGUUGGGUGGUGGGGGAGACAGCGACAGCAAGCCUGGGGUUGAGCACCAUUCUGGAGAUGCCGCCUCGGCACUUGCGUUGACGCCCGAGGAGCUCGAGAUGGAAAAGAAACUCAAGAGGAAAAUUGACACGCUCAUCAUGCCAAUGGUGGUGCUGGUUUAUCUCAUGAACUAUAUUGAUCGCAACAAUUAUGCCGCAGCCAGGCUUCAAGGUCUCGAGAGGGACCUCAACCUCAGCGACUCCCAGUAUCAGCUCGGUCUUUCCAUUCUCUUUGUCGGCUACAUCCUUGCCCAGGUGCCGUCCAACAUGCUGCUCAACUACAUGGGUCGCCCGUCCCUCUACCUGGGUCUCUUCACCAUCCUUUGGGGAUCCGUGUCUGCCCUGACCUCGCUGGUCAAGAAUUUCGGUCAGAUCGUGGCCUGCAGGUUCAUCCUCGGCAUGGUCGAGGCCCCCUUCUUCCCGGGCGUCCUGUUCUACCUGUCGAAGUGGUACACCAAGUCGGAGCUCAACUUGCGCAUGUCCAUCUUUUACUCGGGGUCCUUGAUUUCUGGUGCAUUCGGCAACCUGAUUGCAGGAGGAAUCCUGAAUGGUCUAGGGAACGCGCAUGGCCUGUCGCCUUGGCAGUGGCUGUAUAUUAUUGAAGGCGUCAUUACCGUUGCAGUCGGCACCCUCCUCAUCUUUGUCCUCCCCGACUUCCCCGACACGUGGAAGAGCCUGUCGCCGGAGCUGAAGCAGAUUGCGAACCGCCGCCUGGCCAUCGAGGCGGCCCAGGCUGACGUGGACGAGGCCGGCGGCAUGAGCCAGCUCAAGGGCUUCAAGCUGGCCAUGACGGACCCUUGCACCUACGUGCUCGCGCUCUCGUACAUGUGCGUGACGGGCACGGCCGGCUUCCAGAACUUCUUCCCCACCCUGACGAGCACCUUUGUGGCCGGUAACGACCGGGUCAAGGCCCUGCUGCUCUGCGCGCCGCCGUACCUGUUUAUUACCGUCGGUUCGCUGGUGCACUCUGUGUAUUCGGACAGGGUCGGGAACCGGUUCUGGUUCUACAUGUAUCCGAUUCCGGUCACCAUCGUCGGCUUUCUCAUCUUCAUGUUUGUCGACGACUCCAACUUUGGCGCAAAGUACUUCUCCCUCUUCCUCAUGGUGGUCGUCUUCAACAUGAACGGCACGACGUACGCCUGGAUCGCAAACGCCAUCCCCCGCCCCCCGGCCAAGCGCGCGGCCGCCUUCGCCUUCAUCAACAGCAUUGGCAACUCGGCCAGCAUCUGGACGCCCUUCACCUACCGCCAGCAGGACUUCCCCUCGUACAAGCUGGCCAUGGGCAUCAACAUUGGCCUGCAGGCGGUGGCGGCCGUGUGCGGCCUGCUGAUGUGGUACAUCCUGACGAGCCGGAACAGGCAGCUGGAGAGGAUGGAGAACGAGGACGCCGAGCUCAGCGCCAAGGACCUGGCCGUGUUGCAGAAGACGGCCGAUCUGGCCGGCGUCGAUGUCGCCACCGCGAGGAGGCAGCAGAAGGGGUACAGGUACAUGAUUUGA
Messenger RNA from Pyricularia pennisetigena, 1617 nucleotides. RefSeq lists its product as uncharacterized. The transcript has 4 exons. NCBI's taxonomy places the organism in Eukaryota, Fungi, Ascomycota, Sordariomycetes, Magnaporthales, Pyriculariaceae. The record is from RefSeq and is a predicted model, not a curated record. Gene Ontology annotation, cellular component: membrane. Gene Ontology annotation, molecular function: transmembrane transporter activity. Gene Ontology annotation, biological process: transmembrane transport. The coding region runs from base 1 to 1617 and encodes 538 amino acids.